ACUCAUUUUAAUUUGGGGAGAGAGAGUAUAUAUUCGCUCCACACGUGUUGAAGCGGUGCGUGGUUGAAGGGUUUUCAUUUCAACAAUUGUAAUAAAAAAAGUAGAGAAGUUCGAGAUUCGUUAGCAUAGCAAAAUGGCACUACCAAAGGCAAAGGAGAUCGUGUCUUCCAAUCCCGUCGUCGUUUUCAGCAAAAGCUAUUGUCCCUUUUGCGUUCAAGUGAAGAAACUCUUCACUGAUUUGGGUGUCACUUUCAAAGCCGUUGAACUCGAUUCUGAAUCUGAUGGAAGUGAGAUCCAAGGAGCAUUAGCCCAGUGGACUGGUCAGAGGACUGUGCCAAAUGUUUUUAUUGGCGGCAACCACAUUGGUGGCUGUGACUCAACAACUAACUUGCAAAACCAGGGUAAGCUGGUACCCCUGCUGACAUCUGCUGGAGCUAUUUCCGGUUCAACCUCAUAAAGAUGAGCUUGGUUUGUGGUUAUGAAGUAACUAUUGUAAUAAAAAUCCUUGAGUAACAGCAAAUGUAACUCAUUACUUUGAAACUGGUGUUUGUUCUUGCUUGUGAUUUUCAAUAAAGUUUAAACUAGAACUCCGUUAAAUGUUUAUUACUUUAAGAAGUUUUGGUGAUUGACAAUA
Messenger RNA from Medicago truncatula (barrel medic), 634 nucleotides. Its product is annotated as glutaredoxin-C6. The transcript is spliced from 4 exons. The coding region runs from base 134 to 457 and encodes 107 amino acids. Gene Ontology annotation, biological process: cellular response to oxidative stress. The record is from RefSeq and is a predicted model, not a curated record. Gene Ontology annotation, cellular component: cytoplasm. NCBI's taxonomy places the organism in Eukaryota, Viridiplantae, Streptophyta, Magnoliopsida, Fabales, Fabaceae. Gene Ontology annotation, molecular function: glutathione disulfide oxidoreductase activity.